GGGGGGUGGUUUGAGGUGUGUGGACAGCUGGAGCUCCCAGCCCGCUCAGCUACGCUCACCUGCAGGGAGGAGCCUCCCAGAAACUAUCCUUCCCAGGCCAGAUCCUCCGCCCUACACAAAACCCGGGCAGAGACACCAGGGACCUACUCGGCUGGAGCCUGAGCCUGAGCCUGAGCCUUAGCCUGUGUCCAAGCCGCAAGCUGAGCCUGAACACAGCCCCUCUUUCUACCACUAUGUUUAAGGGGCUAAGUAAAGGCUCCCCUGGGAAGGGGGUCUCCAAGGGCUCUCCUAAGGGCUCCCCCAGCAAACACAGCAGGGCCUCCACCCAGGAACUAGCACAACUCAUCACCCGCAUGCAGGCCAAUGCUGAUCAAGUGGAGAGGGACAUCCUGGAGACCCAGAGGAGACUGAAGCUGGACAGGAUGAACAGGGAAGAGAACCAAGCCCUCCAAUACCAAGAGGAGACCAGUCGGGACCUAAAGGAAGCUGAGAUGCUGCUGAAGGACCUGUUCCUGGAUAUGGACAAGGCCAAGAGACUGAAGCAUCCGCAGGCAGUGGAGAUUGAGAAGGACAUCAAGCAGCUACAUGAACGGGUGACCCAGGAAUGUGCCGAGUACCGCGAGCUGUAUGAAAAGAUUGUGCUGCCAUGUGACAUCACGGCAAAAGUCGACUGGGCACGGGUGCUGGAGCAGAAACAGAAACAGAUCUGUGAGGGGCAAUAUGGCCCAGGCAUGCCGGAACUGGAGCAGCAAAUUGCCGAGCACAACAUCCUGCAAAGGGAGAUCGAAGCUUAUGGACAGCAGCUUCGCUGUUUCAGCGGCCCGGAUGCUGCAGCCAUCAAGAACCAGUAUCGAGACCUGCUGAAGGCAGCCACAUGGCGUGGGCAGAGCCUGGGCAGCCUCUACACCCACCUGCAGAACUGUACCCGGCAGCUCAACACCCUGGCUGAACAGCAGCGUCGCAUCCUCCAGCAGGACUGGAGUGACAACAUGGUGGAUCCCGUUGGGGUGCGCCAGGAGUACGAGCACUUCAAGACCCAGGAGCUGUUGAUCCAGGAGCAGUGUAUAAACCAGCUGGAGGAUGAUGGGGAGCGCAUGGUGGAGCUCAAGCACCCAGCUGUGGGACCCAUCCAGGCUCACCAGGAGGCCCUGAAGACUGAAUGGCAGAACUUCUUGAACCUAUGCAUCUGUCAGGAGAACCAGCUGCAAUGCGUGGAAGACUACCGCAGGUUUCAAGAUGACUUGGAUGUUGUCAACCAGAAGCUGAAGAAACUGAGCUCAGACCUGAACACUAAGUACCACGCCACCCAGGGAGGUCCCCCGGGAGCAUCGUCAGACCUGCUUCGGCAAUUGGAGGCUGAAGAAAGGCAGCUGAAUACAUUGGAGAAGACCAUCAAGGACCUGAAGAAACAAGGCCAGGAGAUUGCCCCCCUCCCUCUUCGAAGGACCCAUCUUGUGAAGCCCAUCCAGGUGGACAGCAUCUGCGACUGGGACUCUGGCGAUGUACAACUAUUUAGGGGAGAGAAGUACACGCUGAAGGAUAACCAGGACCCCCACACCUGGGUGGUGGAGGGCCCUGCCGGGGAGUCCAAGAGAGUCCCAGCUGCCUGCUUCUGCAUCCCCCCACCCGACCAGGAUGGCGUGGCUAGGGUCGGCAGGCUAGAAUCAGAGCUGCAGGCACUGAAGCAGCAGUGUAAGGACCUCCAGCGCGGUCUGAUGGCCAGUACCAGUGAGCUAGUGCGGCCCAGCAGGCAGGCCCCCUCAGGCACUGCCCCAGUCAACCCCCAAGCACAGAAGCUGCUGACCCGGCUGACUCAGCUGGAUAAUGACCUAAACCAGAUAGAACAUGAGAUUCUGGGCUGGGUCCGUGCCCCUGUGAACCGCAGUGCCCCCCUGGAUGACCUCAACACUCGUAUCCGGAGCCAGGAGAACACUGCUCGGAGGCUUCAGGGCCUGGAAGCCAAAAAAGAAGCCACCCAGAAGGAAUGUGAGGCUUUCCUGUCCUCUAAGCCAACUGGACCCACUGUGCUUCACCUGCCAGUGACUCUUAACAAUGUCAAGAACAAAUACAAUGACGUGCAAGUCCUCUGCGGUCUCUAUGGGGAAAAGGCAAAAGCAGCCCGUGCUCUAGAACAGCAGAUCCAGGCUUCAGAUAAGGUGAUUCAGGGCUUUGAGUUCAACCUGGUCCAGGAGGCCCCCAUCACUGCCAGCCCUGGAGCACUGCAGGAACGAAUCAGUCAGCUGCAGGGGCAAAGACGGAAGUUGCUGGAGCAACAGUCCUGCGUACUGGGCCUGCACCGGGAGCUGAAGGCCACCGAGCACGGCUGUGGGGCGCUGCAGAACAACUUCCGAGAAUUCUGCCAAGACCUGCCCCGACAGAGGCGUCAGGUGCAGAGGCUCACUGACCGCUACCACGCCGUAGCGGACCAGCUGGACCUUCGGGAGAAGGCAGUGCAAGAUGCCAGCCUCAUCUACCAGCAAUUCAAGAAUUACGGCGAAAACCUGCGCUCCUGGAUGGAACACCUCCCCAGCAAUGAGCCGGGGCCCAGUGACGGGUCCAGUCAAAUCCACUAUAAGUUGCAGGCUCAGCAGCGUCUAGUACAGGAAAUUCAGAAUAAAGAGAAAGACAAAAACACAAUAUUCCACCUAUCCCAGGACCUGCAAGCUGCUCUCCAAGACUACGAGCUGCAGGCAGACAAGUACCACAGUUCCCUGGACCCCACACUGACUGCAUCUGUCCCCAAGAGGCCUCGGAUCACUCCUCUGCAGGACAGCAUCCAGGCCCAGGAGAAGGACAUAACCAAGCACUUCACUGAGGUUGCUGCCAAAAAGCAACAGCAGCUGAGCCAGCUGGAGUUUGCCAAGAAGGUGUUGGACAAGAAGGAAAUCAAUGAGGCUAUCCAGCCGGCUUAUUACCCCAAGCAGUGGUCUGAGAACCAGAAUCAGAGCAGAGAGUCAGAGACACAGGCACUGAAGACCCAGCUGGAGGAAGAGAGGAAGCGGGUGGCCCAGGUUCAGCAGGAACUCCAGGAGCAGAGGCAGCAGCUGCUGCUGCUGAAGACCCAGAAGCCUGUGGAGAGGCUAGAGGAAAAGGAAGUGGUAGAGUUCUACCGGGACCCCAAGCUUGAGAGCAGCCUGUCCAAAAUGAAAUACCAGGUGGAGGAGGAGGGCAAGAAGUGGGCCAGCAUGAAGGCAGACCUGGAAGCAGUGAACCAGCAGAUAGCCCAGCUGGAAAAGGAGAAGAAGAACAUUCAGCCCCAUCUGCUGACCAAAGAAGUCACCCAAAUCAAGAGGGACCCUACCCUGGACAGCCAGGCGGCCCAGAUCAAUGCUGAGAUCGAACAUCUUCGGGGAGACAAUGCCACCAUCUCUGCCCAGCUGGAACAGCUAAAGAGAGAACUAGUGACUCUGGAACAGAAGGAGGCAAAUGUGAAGGAGAAGGUCGUGGUGAAGGAAGUGGUCAAGUUGGAGAAAGACCCCAAAAUGGUCAAGGCAUCCUGGGCUCUGAAGCGGCAGAUUGAAGAGGAUGCUGGCUGCAGGAAGGUGGCAGAGGAGGCGGUGGCCAAGUUGUGGGCUCGUGCCCAGGAGCUGGAGCAGCAGAUCAGCUCUAUAGAGCCCAAAGUCAUUGUGAAAGAGGUGAAGCAAGUGGAGCAAGACCCUGGAAUCCUUAAAGAGUCCAUCAAACUAAAGAACCUCAUUGAGGAAGAGAGGAAGAAGAACAUGACGCUGACCAGGGAGCUGAAGGAACUGCACAGCAAGCACAGCAUGGUAGAAAAGCAGAAGCCCAAAGUAGAACUCAAGGAGAGAGUCAAUGAGAUCUUCCAGGUGGAUCCAGAGACAGAGAAGGAGAUUGCUCGGCUCAGGGCUGAGCUCCAGGACACCACAAAGAGAACUGCCACUGAGAAGGAGGUGGAGGGAACUCUACCAGAGCUGACCAUCCUUCGGGCCCAGAAGCCAACUGUUGAAUACAAGGAAGUGAUCCAAGAGGUGGUGAAACAUGAGAAGAGCCCCGAGAUCCUCAGGGAGAUUGACCAGCUGAAGGCCCAGCUCAAUGAUCUGGUCAACACCAAUGGCCGGUCUCAGGAGCAACUCAUCCGACUGAAAGGUGAGCGGGAUGAGUGGAAGAGAGAGAGAUCUAAGGUUGAGACCAAGAUGGUGAACAAAGAAGUGAUACGCUAUGAGAACGACCCAGUGCUGGAGAAGGAGGCAGAACGUCUCCGGCGGGAGGUGCGAGAUGCGGUCCAGAAGAGGAGAGCAACAGAAGAUGUGGUCUAUGAGCUUCAGAACAAGUACCUGCUGUUGGAGAGGAGGAGACCUGAGGAGAAGGUGGUAGUCAAGGAAGUGGUGAUUACCCAGCCGGACCCGAAGCUCCGUGAGGACCACAGUCGCCUCAGCCGUAGCCUGGAUGAGGAAGUGGCCAACAGGCGGAGGCUGGAGCGUGAGGUGCAGCAGCUCCAGGCCACAGUGGAGGAGAAGGAGAACCUCCUCAGCUUCCAAGAGGACCGUGACAAAAAGCUAGCGAUCGAGAAGGAGCUGCGGCAACUGAGCCUGAGGAUCCAGGAGAUGGAGCAGCGGCCUCUGGCAGUGCAAGAGAAAAUCAUCAUGGAGGAAGUGGUCAAGCUGGAGAAGGACCCAGAUCUGGAGAAGUCCACAGAGGCCCUGCGGCGGGAUCUGGACAGGGAGAAGAACCAGGUGAUGGACUUACACCGGGAGUGCAAGAAUCUGCAGGUUAAAAUUGACAUCCUCCAGAAGACCAAGUCUCAGGAAAAAACCAUCUACAAGGAAGUCAUCCGGGUGGAAAAGGACCAAGUCUUAGAAAAUGAGAGGUCCCGUGUGUGGGAGCUGCUCAGUAAGGACCGGACUGCAAGACAGAACAGGGAAGAGGACGUGAGGAGACUCAAGGAGAGGAUCGAGAGGGCUGAGGCUCUGAAGAGGACCUGGUCCCGGGAAGAGGCCGAGCUCCAGAAAACCAGGAGCCAGGCCAGCCAGGAGCGAGCAAAGCUAGAGAAGGAAAUGAGGGAGCUCGAGAGGCAGAAGCAGGAGAGGAUGCUGUGCUUACAUGAGGAGUCCAAACUGCUCAGCCAGAAGACAGAAAGUGACCGGCAGAAGAGGGCCCAACGAGACCAGGAGCUCUCUCAUCUGGAGGAGGCUAUUCUCCAGGAGAAGGCUCAGAUCUAUGAGAAGGAGAGGACUCUGAGAGACCUCCAGCUAAAAAUGAAACAAGAAGAGAUGAAUCAGGACACCCAAAUGAGAGAGACCAACCUUUCCACGAAGAUCUCCAUCUUAGACCCAGAGACGGGGAAAGACAUGUCACCAUAUGAAGCCUAUAAGAGAGGCAUCAUCGAUCGGGGACAGUAUAUCCAGCUACAGGAACUGGAAUGUGACUGGGAAGACAUCACCACCAUGACCCCGUGUGGAGAGGAUUCUGUUCUCCGUGAUAAGAAGAGUGGGAAGCAAUAUUCCAUCGAGGAAGCCCUCCGCUGCAGAAGGAUCACCAAGGAGGAGUACCAUCUCUACAAGGAAGGCCACCUUCCUAUUUCCGAGUUUGCUCUCCUGGUGGCUGGAGAGACCAGAACUUCCCCGCUCUCCAUCGGCUCUAUCAUCUCCAAAUCGCCCCUCUCCUCGCCAGCAUCGGCCCCCCAAACCACCAGCAUUUUCUCCCUGGGCUCCUCACUCGGCCUCAGCGAUGACACCUUUCCCAUCGCAGGUGUCUAUGACACAACCACCAACAACAAAUGCAACAUCAAGACCGCCGUGGGCAAGAAGAUGCUGGACCCCAUCACUGGACAGAAACUGCUCGAGGCCCAGGCAGCCACAGGAGGCAUCGUGGACCUCCUGACACGGGAACGCUACUCUGUCCACAAGGCCAUUGACCGGGGGCUGAUUGAGAACACUUCCACUCAGAGGCUGCUCAAUGCCCAGAAGGCCUUCACUGGCAUUGAAGACCCUGUCACGAGGAAGAGGCUGUCAGUGGGUGAGGCUAUCCAGAAGGGCUGGAUGCCCCGAGAGAGUGCCCUGGCUCACUUGCAGGUUCAGCACCUCACUGGAGGACUCAUUGACCCCAAGAGGACGGGCCGUAUCCCUAUUCCCCAGGCCUUGCUGGCUGGCAUGAUCAAUGAAGAGCUAGCUCAGCUCCUCCAGGAUGAAUCCAACUAUGAAAAAGAGUUGAUCGACCCCAUCUCCAAAGAGCGGCUAAGUUACAAGGAAGCCAUGGCCCGUUGCCGGAAAGACCCGAUGACUGGCCUGCUGCUCCUCCCUGCAACCCAAGAGAACUACUGUUCUUACCGCACAGCCUCCCCUUCUCGGCCGCGCCGUCUGUGCUAACGGAAGCACUCCUCAUGCGUGCCGAGCAGGCAGGAAGGCAUAUGUUAAAGGUCAUAUAUCUUUUUUUAGCUAAAUAAAAUUCCCUUUACCCUCCAAAGGCAGCUAGAUACCUGAUCUCUCCAUGUUCAAAUGCUUUCUCAUGAAGAGUGGUCUCUGUAUCUGAGCUCCCCUACCUUGAGUAAUUAACCACAUGUCCCUAGCCCCAAUAGUCUGUGUGACUUUGUCUUCCCUCUCUACUCCAGUGCAUGCAAUAAACUCUCCUAUUGUCUCAGUG
Phascolarctos cinereus (koala) is the source of this 6597-nucleotide messenger RNA. It is a transcript of the gene EVPL, whose product is annotated as envoplakin. The record is from RefSeq and is a predicted model, not a curated record. Gene Ontology annotation, cellular component: cytoskeleton; membrane; cytoplasm. Gene Ontology annotation, molecular function: structural molecule activity; cadherin binding. Gene Ontology annotation, biological process: intermediate filament cytoskeleton organization; wound healing. Lineage: Eukaryota; Metazoa; Chordata; Mammalia; Diprotodontia; Phascolarctidae.